CUCCCUUCACUUCCCCAACUCAGAGUCAGAGACCACAUCUAUCCACUCUUAUCCAAAUAUCAUCCUUCUCUCUCCUCAUUAUCUCACUUUAUCAAUACUCAAAUUUCAAAUUUUGAAAACAAAAAAAAUGGUCGAUUGCAAGACAAAGAUGGCACAAUCAACCCCAAAUCUCACCAAGAAAUCCCCUAAACUUGCAACCAAACGCAACAUGUCUACUCCUCUUAUUUCUCAGGUUCCAUUGACUGCCGGAGAAUUAUCUCCGGCGUCGGAUUCUUCUUGCGUAGCUUACGAAACUUACAUCCGGUGGUCGGAACUGUAUCAGCUCUGGAGUUCCGUUGAGUUUCCCGGUUGGGAAAGCGAGUCCAUUGUUAAACCAGCUUUGCAAGGUUUGGAAAUUACUUUCCGGUUUAUUUCACUCGUUUUAAACGAUGCUAGACCUUACGUUAACCGGAGAGAAUGGAACCGACGGUUGGAGUCGUUAUCAAGGGAACAAGUGGAGCUGAUUUCGUUAUUGUGCGAGGACGAUGAGACACGUGGAGCAGCACCGAUCGUUGAUUUGAGUUCGUCGUUUGGUCAGGUGGUCCCACAAACGGGAAGCUCGGCAGAGGUGUGGAAGCUAGCGAGUGGCGACACCGAAACUACCGUGGUCAGCCGUACCAGCGAAUUUAGUCUCCUACCUCGUUUGGCCACGUGGCAGAAGUCAGAGGAAAUUUCUACAAGAAUAUUCUACGAAAUCGAGUCUGCCAUGAGAAGGUGUGCGUACACUUUGGGCCUAGGAGAGCCCAACUUGGACGGAAAGCCCAAUUUGGAUCACGACGCCGUUUGCCGCCCAUCUGAGCUCCACGCGCUUCAAAAAGGCGCGUUGGAUCAUAUCCAAAACCCAGAAAAUCAAAUCUUGUUUACAGUUCAUCAAAUUUUCGAGUCAUGGAUUUUCGCUGCGAAACAAUUGCUUAAUCGCAUAGGAGUAAGAAUUAGCAAAGAAGAAUUCUCCAAAGCAACAGAUGACUGUUGGAUUCUAGAAAGAAUCUGGAAGCUUCUAGCACAAAUCGAGAGCCUUCAUAUGUUAAUGGACCCCGACGAUUUCCUACACCUAAAAACGCAGCUAAGGAUGAAAACGACGUCGGAUUCAGAAACAUUCUGUUUCCGAUCCAGAGGGUUAGUGGAGAUCACGAAGCUAAGCAAAGAUUUAAGGCACAAGGUUCCGGAGAUUCUAGCCGUGGAGGUGGACCCCAUGGGAGGUCCGGUAAUACAAGAGUCGGCAAUGGAGUUGUAUAAAGAGAAGAAAAGCUUCGAGAAGAUUCAUCUGUUGCAGGCUUUCCAAGGGGUGGAAUCUGGUGUGAAAGGUUUCUUCUUUAGCUACAAACAGUUGUUGGUGAUCAUGAUGGGGAGCUUAGAAGCGAAGGCUAAUUUCGCUGUCGUGGGUGCUUCUGAGUCGUCUGAUUUGUUGGCUCAGAUCUUUCUAGAACCUACUUAUUAUCCCAGCUUAGACGGGGCCAAGACUUUUAUCGGGGACUUCUGGGAGCAUAAUGAUCAAACGGUUCUUACUGCCCCUGAUCAACAUCAACACCACCGGAGAAAUCGGACGGCUAGGCAUUGAUGGAUUUGGUAUUUAUUUGACUCGGGCGGGUUGACACGGGUGAUGGGCGGCAAUACGGGAACGUGGGACGGAAAGGGAGUGGUGGUGUUGUCGGGGAGACGUGAUAAUUUUAAUUACUACAUGUGAUAUAAUCCAUUAGUGGAACAUUGCUUUGUGUACAUAGAUAAAUUUUUGGAAUUCAUAUUUUUACAGCUGUAUCAGUAAACCAUGUACUAGUAUUAGAUAAGUUUAACUUUAUUGUUUUUGUUACAAUUUUGAUUGAUAUUAAUACAGAUCCAGUCUAUCUUUGGCUGAAA
Molecule: messenger RNA, 1893 nt
Organism: Spinacia oleracea (spinach)
Lineage: Eukaryota; Viridiplantae; Streptophyta; Magnoliopsida; Caryophyllales; Amaranthaceae
Product: nematode resistance protein-like HSPRO2
Exons: 1
Coding region: 128-1597 (489 amino acids)
Biological process (GO): defense response
Molecular function (GO): heme binding; metal ion binding
Source: RefSeq, a predicted model, not a curated record